AUGAAAGAGCUUGAAAAGAUCUUUGAACACUCAGUUAAUCAAGCUGUUGAAAAAUCACUGAGGGAGAGCAAGGCUCUGGUGGUUUAUUGCAGCAUUGGCGAUGAUUUAUGGCUGGAAAAAUGGCUCACUAAGGAACUGGGCAAUACGGUAAAAGAUAGCUGUAUAUUGCUGAAACUGCUACGUGAAGCACCUGAUUUUCCAUAUUUUAAGCAGAUUUGCCCACAAGUCUCUUUUCCCAGUGUUUCCUGUAUCGUGGAGGGUCAAAUUGCCGCGGUUUUGACCAGCGACAAUGCAGCGGAGAACAGAGACACACUGUUGGCGUGUUUGAAACUACCUCUAGGAAGAACGGCAUCACCAGAUGAAGAUAAUAAAGCUGAACGAAAUACCAAUAGUGACGAAGUCACGAUUAAGGAUCAAACAUCACAGAAAGCGACGCAGAUUUACCAAAACAGUAUCAAGAAACAGUGGAAAAUCGACAAAGAAGAACGGGAGAGAAUUAUUCAGUUGGUCAAGGCCGAUCGCGAAGAGUUUCAAGCCAAAAGGCGAAUGAGUGUUGAUCCUGCACAGCUACAGACUCCCUCCAGCACUUUAGACAGCAUUCGUGAUAACAUUAAAAACACUGAGCAUUUGUUGGCGAAGACUUGCAUUCUUCAAAUACGUCUUCUCAAUGGACACUCCAUCACUCAUCAGUUUGCAUCUUCUGCCAAUCUAAACGCGGCAAGACAAUGGGUGGACACGAAUAGAAAUGACGGGGACGCACCAUACGUGUUCUUAAGAAGCAUACCUCGAGAAACCUUUAUGGAAUCAGACGAAUUAAAGACACUUGCUGCAUUGCAGCUUACGCCGCGGUCCGUGCUCAUUUUAAAAGCGGUAGAAAAUGACACCAAUAGACCUCGUGUAGUUGAUGCCCAAGGGCCAGGCCUCCUGGGUAAAAUGUUCAAAUCCCUUUCCGGCUGGUGGGGUUCAGGAAAGGUGGACCAAGAUGAAAAGCUCAGUCGGCCGGUUUCUAGGUCAAACAUCGCGCAAAUGGAAGAUUCGAGUUCAAUUCCAUCUUCGAGGUAUGUUUCUCCAGCCAAUUCUCCUCAAAUAAAGCAUCAGCUUGGGCGCAACCCGUCUGAACUGAGCCUUCCAUCGAGGCCCGUUUCCCCCAAUAUUUUUCAGUUUGUUAAUGCGGAUGACGAAAACAGCGAAGACGACUCACAUCGCAAGACAUUCAAUGGUAAUAGCGUUAAGCUCGAGGACAAAAAGGACGAUGGUGUAGAAAUUAAUUAG
Molecule: messenger RNA, 1272 nt
Organism: Lachancea meyersii CBS 8951
Lineage: Eukaryota; Fungi; Ascomycota; Saccharomycetes; Saccharomycetales; Saccharomycetaceae
Source: the annotation of a GenBank genome assembly